Molecule: messenger RNA, 2436 nt
Organism: Menidia menidia (Atlantic silverside)
Lineage: Eukaryota; Metazoa; Chordata; Actinopteri; Atheriniformes; Atherinopsidae
Source: the annotation of a GenBank genome assembly
AUGGCUCAGUCUGUUAGGAGGCCAGACACUUUAGGAGCCGCCAACCUCGAGCCCCAGAGGAACAAGACCAGGACCAGCUACUUCUGCAAUGUAAAGACCAGGUUGGGAUCCAAGCUCCCCGCUGGUGUCUCUCAGCCUCCACAGUUUGCAAAACCCCCCUGGGAGGCACAGCCCCAGGGUCGAAUGAUGCAACAGGCCAAAGCCAGCGACCAGCGGCAAACACAACCUAUCAUGAGCCGGCCUCUCAAUCACAUCCCCCAUAUCCGAAACCCCAAGCUGCGGCAGUACUACCUGCAAGAGACUUCGUGGGAUCUAAACAAAACUGUAGUGACAAAAGACCAUGUGGAUGUAACAUCAGAUCUUGGUACAGUAAUUGGUCUGGCAAUUUAUGGCCUUGAAAAUUAUUCAGAUAGGGAGUGUCCAAGGUUCAGAGAUGAACUGACUGGCAGAGAAGGCUCUGACACCAUGGGGAAACAGAGUCUGUUUAAAAGCUUCUGCAGAAAAUACAGUCCCAGGAAUGGACUUUUGGGUAUUUAUUCCAAGGGUCUCCCUGGGGACACUGUGUUUAGCGUGUCGUCUAAAUUCAACAGUAACAGCGCUCCCACAGCGGACGAGGGCCAAGUGGGCCACCCGCCCACUAAUACCUGCUCGCAACUCAACCUAUUCUCUGCCCUCAUACCUGAAAAGCAGCUGCUCUCAAAGGGAAAAAAGGCAUCGACCAGCGAAGGAUCAUCUCAACUAGAUCUGGACUUGGACUCGGGACCUGAAAAAAAGCUACAGGGAACCACAGGCGAAGAAGGUUUUGAUCCACUCAACGUUCAGCCUCCGUCCCCCUUACCAGAGGCUGAGUAUGACAAACUACUGGACGUGGAGGCGGUGCCGCUGCCUGAUGGACAGCUCUGCCUACUGGCUCUGCCUCCAGAGUGCUGUCAGGGGGACGGGCCGGAGUCCAUGCAGUACCUCAAACUGUUCUGCCGCUACAUCACUGACCGCAAGGGUGUGGUUUCAGGUAUCCUGCUGGUGACUCCUAGUAAAAUCUUCUUUGACCCCUGUAAGACACACCCACUGGUGACUGAGCAUGGCUGUGAGGAGUACCUACUUUCCUGCUCUACGGACAAUCUGGCAUCUGUCUCCUUCUACUCUGACAUUUCCCACGUUCAUUUCAACACCUCCCAGAUGAGGAGAAGAGACAAAAACCUUUUCCAGAAAUGGAAAAACACCAAAAUCCAAACGGGCAGCCUCCCGAAACAGGAGGGUCAGUCUGUACCAGCCCUGGUGUCCGCCGCUCCAUCGGAUCUGCCCUGUCUACCCCUGAGCUUGACCGGGCAGGUUUCUGAGGAGGAGGAGUCAGACAGCAGGGACAUGGCGGAGGCUGAGCGGGAGCUGGUGGGCAGUGCUGAUUCGGAGGAGUCCGCGGGCAGCCUGGCUGUCCUGAGCAGCGCGGCCACCUUUUGCUGUGGAGCUCAAGAGCCGGCUGGCAAAGUGAAGACAGACCUGCUGGACACAGAGACGUCUUCUGUGAAGAGUCAGAUGGCAGCGCCUGUGAGGUCGGCGGCCGCUGGUCUCGGGGGUCUGAUGUUUGUGCGGCUGCGGGUUCAGCCGUCUUCAGGGAAGAAGAAGGGUGGGGGAGGUCUCCAUAUUGGACCCACCAAAACCUUACCAAAACGGGACACCUGGCUAGCCCUGUCACAGGAAAGCUCCGACGAGCUGCAUGCCUAUCUGAAGCGCUGCCGGCCAGACUUGUGUGUCCUCCGGGGGGAGGACGAGUGUGAUGAGGAGGGAUUCGUUCUCAUUGAAGACGAGGAGGAGGAGGAUGAGGAGAUUUCCCAGAGGCACCGUGGCUCAGCGGAGGAUUGGGAGCUGGUUUUGAUGGAGGAGAGCAAGGACAAGCCGGCCCUUGUCGCUGACAGGGAACCCGAAGGGCUGAAGAACGUUAUAGAAAGCAGCCAAAUUUUGGAGGCCUCACAUGUCAGAGAGCUGUGUAAGGAGCUGCCUCCCAGGACGGUGGGCCACACGUGGCAGCUGGCUUACAGCACGUCCCGUCACGGCGCCAGCCUCAAGUGUCUGUACAGAAAACUCAGUGCCACGGACUCUCCUUUGCUCAUAGUCAUAAAGGAUGCACUGGACGAGGUCUUUGGGGCCUUCCUCUCGCACUCUCUGAGGCCUAGCGAAGCAUUUUAUGGUACUGGAGAAACCUUCCUCUUCAUGUUGCACCCUCGCUUCAAGUGUUUCAGGUGGACCGGAGAGAACUCCUUUUUUAUUAAAGGAGAUUUAGACUGCUUCGCUAUUGGUGGAGGAAGUGGUCACUUUGGGCUGUGGGUGGAUGAGAACCUGUACCUGGGCCGCAGCAGCCCCUGCUACACCUUCAACAACUGCUGCCUUGCAGAAACGGAUGACUUUCGCAUCAUGGAGCUGGAGGUGUGGACGUUCAGCUGA